AUGGAUCGUGGCCUUUCAACAGGCACUCACAAUGAUAACGAGGGGCUUCGGGAGAGACCCGUUGCCUCUCAAUCGGCUUCAACGCUCAGUCCCGAGGCUCUUACCGCCACUGGUGACGUAGAGCCGAAGGACACUGGGAAGGAAUUGAAGACCUAUGGACGCACCCCGGAUGGCACAGUAUUUACUGUGCCCCAAACACAUGACAUGGUUUCCCAGCUCCUGUCGCCUUCAGAGCCGAAGAACCUAUCAGAUAUCAUCGUCCUGGCUAUCUUGGGUGCUCAUAUUCUCCUUAUCUGGGCGCUGCCCAAAGGUGCGAAGGUUCCUGUCUCUGCGGUCUUGUAUCUCUUCUGGCGUGCGGGCUACAAUGCGGGGAUUGGAUGGCUUCUUCACAACCAAUCCCACCACAAAACCCUCGUUCGCUGGGCUGAGAAAACCAAGAUCUUCGUCAAUCCUGCGACGGGACAGAAUCCGCACCCUCAUCUGUACAACCUGAUCAAACGGGAACUGGAAACCAAGAUCCCCCACGACUAUUCUUUCGAGAAGGCACCUCUCGAGUACAACACCUGGCUCGUUUUUAGGCGCCUGGUCGAUUUGAUCUUGAUGUGUGACUUUACAUCGUACUGUCUCUUUGCGAUAGCCUGUAGUCACCAUCCUGUCAAUGAGAGCCUGCUAAUGACCGUGCUGAGGUGGUUCUCCGGCAUUGUGCUGGUGCUCUUCAACCUCUGGGUCAAGUUAGACGCGCAUCGUGUGGUAAAGGACUAUGCGUGGUACUGGGGCGACUUCUUCUACCUGAUCGACCAGGAAUUGACAUUCGACGGUGUCUUCGAGAUGGCGCCCCACCCGAUGUACUCGGUUGGUUACGCGGGGUACUACGGUAUCUCGCUAAUGGCCGCUAGCUACAAGGUGCUGUUCAUCUCUAUCAUCGCCCACGCAGCUCAGUUCGCUUUCUUGGUCUUCGUCGAAAACCCACACAUUGACAAGACGUACAAUCCCCCACCACCCCGCAAACGUACAAUCGACCAGGAUACGGCUUCCACGACUACCCACACCACGGACUCUCCCAUCGCGCCAGCACCCGUUGAUGAAAAUGUGCCCCACGCACCAACGUUUUCAAGCCGGCCUCCUCCAUCGGUCCACAAUCUGUUAGGCUUCCACAAUUUGGAUCUGUAUCGCAUAACCGAUACUUCGUCCAUGCUGGUCCAAUUCCUAGUAUUCGCUGUCACUGUCCUUACGCCCUCCACGCCCUGGUAUCAGUUCCUGUUCGUGGCCAAUGCAGCGGUGUGGAGGCUCUGGUACUCUGUUGGCAUUGGAUACCUCCUCAAUCGCCAAUCCAACUGCAAAGCUUGGACCCGGCAUUUCGUCAAGUAUGGCGAAACACCCCAUGAGGCGUGGAACCAGUGGAAGGGCACGUAUCACCUAAGCAUGAUCAUGUGCUACGCGAGCUUCAUUGCUGCUGUAUGGAAAAUGUAUACUCUCCCCUCCGACUGGGGCUAUGGCCUUGUCUUACUCCGGCACGUUCUCGGGGCAGGGCUGAUCUGCCUACAAAUCUGGACGUCCGUUAGUAUCUAUGAGUCCCUUGGAGAAUUUGGCUGGUUCUACGGAGACUUCUUCUACGACGAGUCGCCCAAGUUGACGUACAACGGGAUCUAUCGCUUCCUGAACAACCCAGAGCGAGUCCUUGGUCUUGCCGGGGUCUGGGGUGCGGUCCUUAUCACUAGUAGUGGAGCAAUCACGUUCCUCGCGCUUCUGAGCCACAUCCUCAGCCUGGCGUUCAUUCAGUUCAUUGAGCGUCCACACAUGCAAAAGCUCUAUGGCCAGAGUAUCCGUCGCGAUGCCGGUCUUGUUAAGAACCUGAAACGGUCCUUGCCUCCUCCUCUCAAGCAACUUCAUGGGAGUAUGGACAAAAUCGUCGACGGUUCUUUCGAGUUUAUAGAGGAUUUCUUGGAAAAUGCCCGCCCCAAGCUUGCUGCCGGUGUUGACACGUUCGUGAAGGAUACAACCGCCCUCUUCCAGAAGUACCCCGCCCGUGUUACCAUCACCCGCAUCGAUGAGGACGUGGCCGGAUAUGAUUCGCGAGAUUACUCUCUGGAGGUUGAAGGCACCGAUUCAUCAGCUCUUGCCGAAUGCGACCAAAGUAGUGGUAGAGAGGGUGCUAAUGCCCGCAUGCCCCUUGAUAGACGCGGUGAUCUGAAAAACUUGGUAUUCGAAUACGGAGCCCCGAUCAAGGUCAAAUGGACUGCGCCUCUCAAUCACAGCAAGAAAGAUUGGAUUGGACUUUAUCGCGUGACCGAUAACACUUCCCGGGAGAUCACAAAGGUUUCUUCCCAAGGACGAUGGAUCGCGGUGAAUGAAGGAUCCUACGACAAUUUGACCUGCGAAAAGGGGAUUGUUUCGAGCGAUGUGGUCAUCCCAGCUCCGCAUGGGGACAACCGCGAGAUGGCCUCGGGGGAAGUCAUCUUCUCCAGCGACAAGCUAUUCUGGACCCAAGGCGUCUUCGAGUUCCGGUACCACCACAAUGGCAAGCAUAACGUGAUGGCGAUCUCAAGACCGUUUGAAAUCCGCAUCCGCCGGUUUGAGGAAGAAGGCCACCAUGAGAUGAUGCAGACCUCUGUUGAAAAUAGUCUGUUGCCAGUCGUUCGCAACUGCUUUGACCGAGACCCAGAGGUCGCGCCUGAGACCGUCGACGAACAGUUUGGAUCCCUGGUCGAACGUGACGGCAAGUAUGCCAAGCGGGUUGUUUUUGCCGUGCAUCAGAUGUUCGGCAUCGAAUUCGCCCCGGAAGUCGUCCGCGCCGAUGGAACUGUACGCAACCUUGCUUGGCGAAUAUGCAAUGCAAAGAAGGUUUUGGCGCCUUACAAUAGGUCUUAG
Molecule: messenger RNA, 2868 nt
Organism: Aspergillus terreus NIH2624
Lineage: Eukaryota; Fungi; Ascomycota; Eurotiomycetes; Eurotiales; Aspergillaceae
Product: phosphatidylethanolamine N-methyltransferase
Exons: 5
Coding region: 1-2868 (955 amino acids)
Biological process (GO): phosphatidylcholine biosynthetic process
Molecular function (GO): phosphatidylethanolamine N-methyltransferase activity
Source: RefSeq, a predicted model, not a curated record